AUGUCUGGCGAACCCACUAUGGCUGAGAUUGAGAAGUUCGGUAAAUUAAAAUUGAAGAAGACAGAGUCUCAAGAGAAAAAUCCACCCCUUUCAAAAGAAAUGAUAGGACAGGAGAAGCAAGCAGGCAAAUCAUAG
Messenger RNA from Felis catus (domestic cat), 135 nucleotides. RefSeq names its product thymosin beta-4-like. The transcript has a single exon. NCBI's taxonomy places the organism in Eukaryota, Metazoa, Chordata, Mammalia, Carnivora, Felidae. The record is from RefSeq and is a predicted model, not a curated record. The coding region runs from base 1 to 135 and encodes 44 amino acids. Gene Ontology annotation, cellular component: cytoplasm. Gene Ontology annotation, molecular function: actin monomer binding. Gene Ontology annotation, biological process: actin filament organization; regulation of cell migration.